Papaver somniferum (opium poppy) is the source of this 1098-nucleotide messenger RNA. RefSeq lists its product as uncharacterized. Lineage: Eukaryota; Viridiplantae; Streptophyta; Magnoliopsida; Ranunculales; Papaveraceae. The coding region runs from base 1 to 1098 and encodes 365 amino acids. The record is from RefSeq and is a predicted model, not a curated record. The transcript has a single exon.
AUGUGUAAGUUCUUCCUGGCAAGCCUGGAAGGCGAGGCAAGGAAAUGGUUCUACAACCUCUCACCAGGAACAGUUGACAGUUACGAGACUCUAGUCGAAGCCUUCCUUGAAACGUACAUGCACAAAAACAGACCUCGACCCAGGGUCAACAGGUUAUUCACCUUGGCCCGACGGUUUAGAGAGCCUCUCAGAUCAUUGAACGAUCGAUGGAGAAAUUUGUGUACAGAAAUUGGGAAGGUACCAGUUGACCAGCAGAUAUUCGGGUUCGAAAACGCAUUAGGGAGGUCGGAUCCCAUCUGGAUAGCCAUGUUCACUGAAAAGCCGCAAACAUUGAAGGAAAUGAGGAAAAUGCAACAACAUUUCAUCGCCCUAGAAGAAAUUCAGGAAGAAUCAAGGGAUAGGGGAGUGCAAGAGGAUAGUACGGCGCCCGAGUCGACAUCGGACGAUGUUCAACAUCGGCCCGAGAAGAGACCGAGCCCACCUACGCGAGGAAAUGGGAAGAAGGAAUGGGUAGCUAAAGGAAAUAGGCCGAGACAAGAGGAGAGAACAUACACCCCUUUGAAUGCUCCACUAGAAGAAAUCUUCAAAGAGGUCGAGAAAAGGAGUGACAUCAUAUACCUAGCUUCAAGAGGGAUACAGUUCGAGGAGACCAAGGAUCACCCAGAGUAUUGCCAUUAUCAUCAAUAUCGAGGACACUCUACAAAUAACUGCCGAGAAGUAAAAGACAUCGUGCAACAUCUUAUUCGAGACGGUUACCUGAGACAGUUCGUCCGACACCCAGCCCAGACGACCGCAGCGCCCGAUGCACCCGUCCACCAGGUCAGAAUCGACAGAUCCACGCAGUUUGUCAACACGAUUUUGCAUUCGGCCACUCAAGCGUACAAUCUGAAUCCUGGAACCAUGUCUAGAAUCCACAAGAGGGAUCAUAAUGGGAAGGAAAUUUUCAGUGUAGCAAAAGCUUUGCUGAUGGAACCCUGGAUGCUGCUACCCAUCUUUUUAUCGGCUCAGGAUGUCCCGAUGAACGUCCAAGCUCACAAUGAUCCCUUGGUUAUCACCCUGCUGAUUGAGGAAUGGGGUAAGAAGGAUACUAGUGGAUAG